Lodderomyces pseudojiufengensis is the source of this 1530-nucleotide messenger RNA. RefSeq names its product Sfl1p (gene SFL1). Gene Ontology annotation, molecular function: DNA-binding transcription factor activity; sequence-specific DNA binding. NCBI's taxonomy places the organism in Eukaryota, Fungi, Ascomycota, Pichiomycetes, Serinales, Debaryomycetaceae. Gene Ontology annotation, biological process: regulation of DNA-templated transcription. The transcript has a single exon. The coding region runs from base 1 to 1530 and encodes 509 amino acids. The record is from RefSeq and is a predicted model, not a curated record.
AUGUCAAAUUUAUCAUUUCAAUCCAAUUCAUUUAAAUUAAACAUACCAGAUUUCAGAAAUUCAUCAGUUUCAAAAACAGUAAAUUCAUUUAAUAGAAAUUCAUUAACUGAUUUAUCAACAAUAGCAAUAAGAGCAUUAAAUUCAGUUCAAUUUUCAAAUAAUUUAGAUCAAGAACAACCAAGAAUUAUAGCUAGAUCAGAUUCAAUAGAUUCAGAUAAUAUGUCAACAAGUAGUAAAGAAAGAUCAGUUUCACCAAUUGGUAGACAAACACAAGUUAUAUUUGUACAUAAAUUAUAUAAUAUGUUAAAUGAUGAAAAUUUACAAGAUUAUAUAUGUUGGUCUCCAGAACAAGAUUCAUUUUAUGUAUUUCAUGGUGAAGAAUUUAAUAAAAAUAUAUUGGCUUGUUUUUUCAAACAUACAAAUAUGUCAUCAUUUAUAAGACAAUUAAAUAUGUAUGGAUUUCAUAAAGUUAAUGAAGCUGCAAAAGAAAAAACUGAAUCUGAUUUAGUUUCUUCAUUAUUUGAAAAACCAACAAAUAGAUGGGAAUUUCGUCAUUCACAAAAUUUAUUUAAAAAGGGAGAUAUUGAAUCAUUAAAUAAUAUAAAAAGAAGAUCAUCAAAAAAUAAUAUAAAUAACCAAAAUCAAAAAGAUAUUAUAAAUUUAAAUUCUAUAGCUCAACCAAUUAUUAAAAAUGAAAGUCAAGAUGAACAAGUAUCACCAAAACAAAGACAAGGAGAUUCAUCACCAGAUUCAUCAUAUUUUCAACCACAUCAUCCAUCUUUCAGUACUACUAAUUAUAAUGUAAAACUUCAAUCACCAAUGACUCCAAGUUCAUCAUUAUUAUCAGCACCAUUUCAACCGUAUUCAUUACAACAACAGCCAAUACAUGAAACAAUUAAUCCACAACAACAAUUACCACAACCACCACAAUCAAAAUACAGUGAUCAAUUUUCUUCAAAACAACAACCAUCAUUAGAAUAUGUACAUACAAAUUCAGGUUUCAGUUAUCUUCAACAACAAAGAUCAUCAUCAUCUUCAUCAUUUUCAGAAACUACUGGUAAUAAUAAAAGACAAAUAGAUUAUUUAUUUGAAGAAAUAUCAACUUUAAAAAAAGCAAAUACAGAAUUACAUCAAAUGUAUCAAACUCAACAAAAUUUAUUAAUUAAUUUUUUAAAUUUAUAUGAAGAUAAUAAAUUAGAUUCAACUACAAUAACAAAUUUAAAAAAUUCUAUAACUUCAAUAAAUUAUCAACAACCACAACAACAACCACAACAGAAUUUACCAUCAGAUUAUUUAUCAAGAAAAAAUUCAUCAUAUAGUCCAUUAAGUACAAGUAGACAAAAUUCAAUAAAUUUAAAUUUAUUAUAUAAUAAUAGAACUAAUUCAUUACCUUUAUUAUCACAAGAACAAUCAAGAAAAAUUUCUAUAGCUUCAAAUUUUGAUAAAUUACCAAGUGUUGAUCAAUUAAAUAUGAAAAUUAAAAAUUAUCCUAAUGUUGGAGGAUCAGAUCCAAAAAAGAGAAAACUUUAA